This is a messenger RNA of Patella vulgata (common limpet), 9693 nucleotides long. RefSeq names its product brefeldin A-inhibited guanine nucleotide-exchange protein 3. Gene Ontology annotation, molecular function: guanyl-nucleotide exchange factor activity. Gene Ontology annotation, biological process: regulation of ARF protein signal transduction. Lineage: Eukaryota; Metazoa; Mollusca; Gastropoda; Patellidae. The record is from RefSeq and is a predicted model, not a curated record. The transcript has 29 exons. The coding region runs from base 11 to 5806 and encodes 1931 amino acids.
UGAUAAAUUAAUGGAUGAAUUAAUACUACAGGAAGAAGAUGGUGAUAAUGUAUUAGCUGAUUUUAAACAAGCAGGUAAUAAUUACAUGACUGCUGAAGGCCUGAUGGAUGAUAUUGUUGCCAUUCUACGAUUUUUUGCUGGAAAAAUCAGUGGAAGUCAAAGUUCUGGAGGCCAGGGUAAACAAGAAAUGCAGAUAUUAGUUGAAGGAAUUCUGUCUAUAUUGUCUCAUUCACCUCUGAGUAUCAGAUAUCAUGAAGGCUUCCAGGAACUUGUCUGGAAGUAUUUAUGUCCAGGAUUAAUUUCUCUGUUGGGAACACCAAAAGCUGAGAAGAGUAUAUUGAUGCAGAAAUCAUUGUCUAUGGAAGAAGGUGUUGGAAUUGCUAGAGGCUCAGCUAGGUCUACGUCUGCUCCAAAUAUAAACAUAUCAACUGCUAAAAUUAUUUAUCUUAUAGCUAAUGAGUUAGUUCGUCUUGUGGGUAAUAUUAGUUCGUUAAGACCAGUAUUAGAAUCACUGUUCCAUCGUACGCUGCUCUAUCCUCCACCCCAACACAGACUGGAUGCACUCAAAGCUAUAAACGAGGUAUUAUCUAGUCCCGAACUCGUCGUAGAUUUAACGGCACCACCGAUACAGGAUAACGGACAGAAAUCUAACAAGAUGCAUCAAGAUGUACCAUUAUUAAAACUUAUUGUAGACUCUCUACAGGAAUCUUGUCAUUGUAACGAUACUGCCGUCUGCUUUACCAGUGUUACAUGUGCUGAUCAGUUACUUGGUACACUUGAACGAUUAAGUAAAGGUGAAGGCCUCACGGAGAAUAUAGCCGAUGAAAUAAAUAAUUGCUAUCUAGAUUUUGAAAAAGAUGUAUUCAGAUCGAGUGAUUUACACAAUCGUUCUGUUAUACUAGAAGAAGAUGGUGGAUCUGUCAGCCAUUCUCGUAAUUCAGAAGAUGAAGAGGAUGAUGACUCAGAUGAUGAAAAUACAAAGGGAUUAGAAUCACCGAAGAUAAAACUGGGGAUGAUUGGUCGACAGAUCAGUGAAGUAGACGAAGAGAUGGAAUUAAAGAUAACCAUACAGAACCAACUACAGACGGCCCAACGUCAAGAGAUGGCACGGCGUCAUAGAUUGUUACGAGAUAAAUUUGAAGCUGUUGAACGACAGAAUGCCAAGUUAUUUUUGUUACAGUUUAAACGUGUUUUACCCCAACUACUGAAUAUGGAUAGUAUUAGUGAUGUUGAUCAGGGUUUAAAACAAUUCGCUUCUAAUUUCUGUUCAGGAAUGUCGUCAGUAGAAUGUGGUAGUGACGAUGUUAAAGACUUGGUAUCUGGUGUUAUAUUAAAUGCUGAUGGUAUUUAUACUGUAUCUAUACUAGCGUUACUCCUGUGUUUAAAACUUAAUAUUAUUGGUUACUAUAGCAACAAAGCUGCCGAACUACCAUUAACUGAGAAAGAGUUUUUAGAUGAAGCAUUAGGUAGUGGUUUAAUUGUGUAUCUAUCACCAGCAUGGUUGAGUGAAGUAUAUGUACAGAUAUUAACUACAAAUAUACUAGAAACAGCUGGUUACAGUAAGAAAGAUGAUGCAGCUCUUAUAAAUAUGUUGAAAGAUAUUGAUGGAUUAGACAGCCAUGAAAUAGGAGGACAGUUAUUAUGUGUAGUUAAAGAAAGAUGUGGUUUUAUGACUUUAACACAGGAAACUACAACAAUGUCUAAUUCUAGAACAGUAGAAGCAGGAAAGAAACUUGCUAAGUUAAUAUUAUAUGUCUGUUAUGAUGAGAUACUGGACGUUCUCUCGGUUUUAUUAAAUGGUAAAAGUUCUUGUGGUACUGGUAAUAGUUUAGCAUUACUCCUCGGUACAGAGGGGGCCAAAGAAGAAACAAUGAGAGCCCGUAAUGCCAUCUGUGUUAGUCUUGAUGGGCUACAUAAAACAGCCAGAUUAUGCUGCACCUUGGGUUUGCAGCAAAGAUGUGGCAGCGUUUUUACUCAGCUAGCAGCAACAUCUUGUGUUAAAGAAGAUAUGAAGCCGGACGGUAAACAACAUAAAACGGGAGUUCUUCCGACUAAACCUAAAAUAGCCCGGUUCCACGCGGCCCAUGUACUGAGUAUGGAUGUUGUUAUGACAACAGGAUUAGAAAUGGGGAGUCAUUCAGCUGAUUGUUGGAAACAUGUAUUCAGAUGUUGUGCCCAUAUAUCAGAAUUAGAACACACAUACUUCAGUGGUGGUAACAACCAAUCAAGUUUACCCAAGGUUCAACAUGGACAGACCACAGAUCUAAAUAUAGAUAUGGCUCCACCAAAUGAAAAUGAACUGUAUGCUUCACCUGUUGUACCAGCUGUACAUGUUGCCCCUCAAAUCAACAUACUUGAACUCAUCCGUCAGUCUAGUAUAGAAUCAGGUUGGGACAAUUCAUUGACUGGAGGAGGGGUGUUAACACAUGCCCAGGCUACUAAAGCGUUAUGUGGAUUGUCACAAGAAGUAGAUAGUUUGUUUGAAGAUGCUGCGAAGAAGUUAAAUUUGGUAGCCUUGUUGAGUUUUCUCACAGAGUUGGGCGAGUCCAGUCGAUUGCAGCUGCGUAAAUUUAAUUAUUCUGACGAGUCUGGUACUGGUGUCGGUCGAUUACCAACCAAUGCACUUCACUUGUAUCGACUACAAGAAGUUCUCAUGAAGGUUGUCAAUGGAUCACGACCCUUGUUACAUCUGAUUAGAGUCUGGAGUGUCAUAUCUCCUUAUUUGGUUGAGGCAACAGGACACCAAGAUCGUAGUAUAAGUAAAAUGGCUGUUACCUGUGUACAUGAGUUUAUUGUUGCUAUGUUGAGUAACCAUGAAGAACUGCCUCACUAUCAUGUUAAUGAGUUUCUGUGUAAGACGUUUGAAGAUAUGUUAUGUUUAGAAUUAUGUGAUGGAGAUGUACAGGAUCAGAUUGUAUGUUCUAUAUGUGAGGAAGUUGAAGCUUGUACAGCACAGAUACAAUCAGGGUGGCGUCCCUUGUUUGGAGCUCUUCGAUCUGUGAAGAUAGAAUAUACAGCUAAUGAGGCUGUGAAUGAAGCGAGACAGAGACAUAUCGCAGCUGUGUUAGAUGUAUUUGAUGUUUAUCUGAGUACAGAUAAUAUAUUGGUGUACGCCAACGCUACAGUAGAUUGUAUUCUAUGUCUUCUCAAAUAUGUACACGGACCAGGUAUGUUUGAAUAUGGAAGUGAUGAUGAGUCUGAUUCAGGAAGUGAAGUUUGUAACACGGCCAUUAACAACGAGAACCUGUGUAUACCAGCAUUAAAAUAUCUGAAACGUUGCUGUGAUAUUCUCACAUCCAUGUGGAAGAUGCCAGCUUGUCCACCAUUUAAAGGGUCUCAGAGAAUUCAGCUUGGUUCUUCUGUUCGCCUCGUUGAUCCCAAUAUUCCAAAUAUGAAUUUUGAAUCCUUUGCCAAACAUUUCAAUCCGAACUCAUCAGAUCUUGAGAUCUCUCCAGACAAGGAUCCUGAUUGGGUAGUUGUACCUACAGACAUUCAACCUGAUGCCAAAAGUAGCCAAUCAAUAGACUCAGGAGUAAUAGACGCUAGCCAAUCAGAAACAUCCCUACAGAAUGCAACUGUUGCCGAGAAUGAAUGGAUAUCUGUUCCGUUAGAUGAAUUAGACAAUCCGUCUGGUAUUCUUCAUGUAUGGUUUUUGUUACUGGAUGGUUUGGCUACAUCAAUAUCGUCAUGUCCGAAAACCUUCCAACCGCAGACAUUAGAAAUGUUAUUUGAGUUGUUGAAAUCUGCAGGCGACACCCCAGGUCCAAGUUUUGCAAUACAUUGUGUGAAUCAUCUUGUUCUUCCAAUGCUGCAGUCAUGGUUACGUCGUGGUUCACGUAUCCAAGGUCACUGGGAGGCCGGUGCUGUUAAUUUUAAACAGUGUUUAGGUCAUACAUCAGAUCUGGUUGUAGAUUAUCUAAAUAAAUUUGUAGGUGAUGCCAAUAAUCAUAAUAUGUUAGAGUUUAUGAUGAAACAGAUGUUAGAUGUGUUAACAGAGUGUGUAGCUCAACCUGUAGAAAAUAUCUCUAGAUUAGGUUGUUCUUGUAUCAGACAUGUUUUAUCGAGUGCCGGACCACUGUUGACCGAACCUAUGUGGCAGAUUAGUGCCGAGACGUUGCAGAGAACUCUAAACGUUACGACCUACAGUGCUAGACAGUUGAUGACUCUGUUUCACGCCAACUCAGAGAAUUUUUACGGGGAUAUCGGCCAGGUGAAAGUUGCUACAAGAAAAGACUGUACUGCCAUAGAAUGCAUUAGAUUAAAACAGCUGGCACAUCAGGUAUUCUUAUUAGAGAGUCAGGUAUCCAGUAUGACACCUGUCAAAUUUAACAUGGAUGAAGAUAAAUCAUUUAUACUUUUACUUUAUCCACCCAAUCAUGAAGAUAGUCUAAAUCCAGAUCAUAUAAUGACCAGAGUGCCGUUCCGUAAUAUAGUAGUUGGUUUAUUAUCACAUCAGCUGUUGUUACAGACAGUGGGUUAUCUUCUCUUAGAUGGUGCUGAGAUUAAAACAGAUCCACUACCAGAUUUUAUACCAGAACACAUAGAAACCAAAUUACCAGGUCUGAUGCCCUACAUGUCAACAAGAAAUGCCUUGACCUUUUUAGAAUGUCUUCAAUCGGCCUAUUCCUUAGCUUGUGAAUUCGACGCUAGACCAGGUCUAAAAUUUCUCGUACAGAAAGUCGCAGGUUUAGAUGUCGCUGCAAAUCUUUACAAACAAGCCGGAGCUAGUAUUGUCUAUUAUGUUCAUUCAUUGGUGGAAAUAUGUGCUCAUUCAAAUAAAUUAUCUCUGGAGACUACGCAAAAUAUCUUGGAGACGUUGACAUUCUCAGAAAGAGACACGGGAAUUAUCUCGGAUUUGCUUCCAGAGUGGAGAAAUUCUAAAUUAGGACUUUUAACCAAUCCUGAUGUGUUUCCAUAUUUACUGCUGAACGCAUGUGAUGAGUUAUGUCAGACGUAUGUGGAUAUUUUAGUAGAUAAAGAAGGAACAGCAAGGUUUGAUCGAAUGGAAGAACAGCCGCUGUUCUUUCUAAUUGCCCAACCUGAUGAUAUGGCUGAAGUGACAGCGAAGAAAACAAAGAGGACGGAUUCUAUGAAAUCUGAUAGAGGUGCGAAGAGUUUUAUAUCUCAGGCGGUAACCGUAGAUACUCAAGAAGAAACAUCUAGUUACCGUGCCAACAGCCAGGAAGGACAAAGUGAAUCUGAAGAAGAAGAAAUAUUGAAUGAGACAGAUCAGGCAAAGAGCAAGCGUGAAAUAAGAGAAGAAAGCGAAAGUAAAGUUUAUACGGUUGCUACGGAUAAAACCAUUAAAUCAUUGAUGGCAAAAUACAAGCAACGUAAACAACAAAAUUCCAUGCCGUCAUUCGUUCGUUUGGUUCAAAGAAUGAAGGAAGUGUCACAUAAGGAAAAGAUUCCGAGACGAGAAGUUGUGGACGAGAAAAUCGAAAAACAACAGCAGACGUCAAUAAUGAAGGAUAGCGAGGCUCACCUUCGAUCCUGGUCAGAGAUGCUGAUCCAGAUUCUACAACUAUUUCUCCAGAUGGAUCAACAUCGUUUUAAAUCUCUGAUUCCUGUAACAUUUAACAGUAAUAACCAGCUAGUCUGUCACUCAGAUGAUCCAAAACUCAAAAAAACCCUAGCUGCUUGGUUCCAUCGGCUCGGUCAUCUGUAUCACCUAGCUCCUACAAAACGAUUAGUCAAAUCAGAGGAAGACAUGCCCACAACUGUUAACCAAUCACAGACAGAGACCGACAGCUCAAUUGAUCAAUUAGAACCAAAGAAUGACAGUGCGACUGAUAUCAGCCAAUGAGAAUAAAGUGUGAAAGUUUGAUAAUUGACCAAUUGAAAUGAUGUAUGAGAGGUUGAUAAUUGACCAAUGAGAUUAUAGCUAGGCCAAACCGUAAUCAAUGGUUAGCCAAUCAAUAAGCUGAGGUAUUCAACAGGGUGUCAUUCAGUUUAGAUUCGAUAAGAUAGGUUAUGAAACUGUAUUGAAUUUAUGAAAUUAUAUUUUAAAGGUGUAAAGAUAUAUUUUUCUUAAACUGUACAGGCUAUAAUAAAAAGGUCUUUUAGAUUUCUCUUAGAUUUUCUAAAAGUAGACCAAAAGUCUUUUAGAUUUUCUAAAAGUAGACCAAAAGUCUUUUAGAUUUUCUAAAAAUAGACCAAAAGUCUUUUAGAUUUUCUAAAAGUAGACCGAAAGUCUUUUAGAUUUUCUAAAAGUACACCAAAAGUCUUUUAGAAUAUCUAAAAGUAGACCAAAAGUCUUUUAGAUUUUCUUAGACCACAUUUAGUUUUGUUUUAUUUCAAGCGAUGAAAUAAAUAUAUUUUAAAUUCUUUUAGAUUGUGUAAAUCAUUAGCUAAUUAACAUUAGGUUACAGUUUUGUUUCAUUUAUUUUGUUAGAUUGUUAUACUACAUUGUACACUACAAAACAAGGUAUUUUAAAUUGACUAAAAUUAAAUCACAAUUUCUUAUUCUUUCAUAUCAAGCAAUUAUAAAAUAUGAUCUCUUUUAGCUAAAAGACAUUUUGUUUUAUUCCAAGUUAUAAAAAAUAUAUGAUGUAAGUUCUUUUAGAUGGUCUAAAAUCAGACCACAAUUUUGUUUUGUUUCAUUUUAAGCGAUAAAAUCAUAUUUGUUAUUUAUUUUUAGACGUGCAUGGCGACACAGUUUCAAUUUGAAAUAUGCUAGAAUUUCUUAAAAUGUUAUGCAAGAGAAAUUCUAUAAUUUAUUUUUAAGUUAGUGAAUUUAUUUUGACAAUGUGAAAUAAUAAUUAUUUAUCUACGCAAUAUGUAUGGACAAAUUUUGUUUGGGUAUUUUUUCUUGGGCAUUAUCAUGAACAAUGAUGAAAUGUUAACCCUUUUAGCACUUGGAUGGACCCCACAAAACUACUGAAGUUGCAUCAAUAGCUGUGACACUCGCAAGAACUAGUAUUACAAGCCUACAACACAGUUUAAUGGUUUAACAAUCUGAUUAAAAUACAGAUCUAUAUUUCGUUUUGUGUUUUAUACUUUCGAUAGCCUUCACUACUUGAAGAUCUGACCACCUGUACCGGGAGGUCAUACAAGUGGCUUUUGACCCAAUGACAUCAGACAUUUGAUUAACCAAUUAGCAUUGAUGUGUAUAGUGGAUUACCCACAGUUCGAUGCACCACACGCCAAAAGCUCGCCAAACAGACCAUUUUAUUGGCUAGUCCCUCACAUCAUCCAGAACACGUCAAUGAUAACAACUCUUCCAGAUCCGAGUGUAGUAAAGACAAGUAAAACGAAAUUUUGAACUACAAAAAAUGAAACGAAAUAGGAUCUGUGUUUUAAUCAAAUUGGUCGUUUAAUGGCUUGCAGUGGAAAUCAUAAGGUCUAACAUUGAAUCCAGUGAAAAUAAUUCUAUUAAUAAUUAAACUGAAAUUAAAUAGAAUAUUUUGUUACAGUUAUGUUGUGUAAACUGGGAAAUGGUCACGGGCAAGUAGUAAGAAAGAAUGAUGUUUUUUGUUUGGUUGUGGGCAGUUUAAAGCCUUGCACAAUUUGUUUUUAGCUGUCUGCCAAGGAAGAAGUGGUUUCUUUUAUUAAUAUAUACUCCUAUUUGAAAUAAUUUAUUGAAUUAAUAAUUCCAGUUAAAAGUUAUAAGUAUUAUUUUAUGUGCAAUAUUAUUAUUUGUUAAUUGUUGAAAUAUUUAUAUACCAUUCCUGAAGAGUCCCCUAGUAUUACUGGUUAUUUAUUUUUAUGUUUUUUUGUACUUCUUUUAUUGUCAUGUGAUAAUUAUCAUGUGAUUUCUAUAUAUGGUCAUGAUAAUGAUAUAAAAUACCCUUACUCUCCUAUGAUUUUAUGAACUUUUUGUUAGGCAAGGGAAUGUACUACCUUGUACAUUCAAAGAUCUGUACUGUACAUUCAGAGGUCUGUACUCUGUUCAUUUAAAGAGUAUUUCUCUAACUCACCAAGUAAUGCAUUCCAUAUUUCAUUUUCAUUAACUCUGAUUUUCAUUUUUAUUUUAUUUUUUUUUAUCAGAGCUUGUUUUUUCCCAACCAUGACACUGUCUAUUUGUUGAUGAAAUAUUUUCACCAAUAAAACUGGACUGGACUUUUUCUAGUUACAGUUAUACCAACAGUUUGUUUCAAUGUUUUGUUUUUUGAUUGUUUACACUUCUUCAUCUAGACCAACAAGGUACAUAAUCGAAAGAUCCCAUAAUUAUAUAUUGUAUACUUAGAUUAUGUAAAUAUUGAUUGAAUAAAUAUUGUUAGAAAUAAAAAUCUAUCAACACAGAAAAUUCCGCAAAAUCAAUAAUGCUUUAUCCAGACCGCCUGAAAAUACAUUGAUGUCAUUUUGUGACAAUCAUGUCUAUGCAAAAUAGAGGACACUUUCUAAAAAUAAAGUUAUGCUUGGAAGUUCAGUUAUUAAUAUUUUCUUUACCAUUCUUCAUUUCCUUCAUUUCCUUCACUAGACUAGUUUGUUCUAGGACACAAAAUAAUUAGAAUGGUCUGGGUUAGGACACGAAAUUAUUAAGGUUGGUCUGAGCUAGGUCUAGAAAUUAAUUAGCCUGGUUUGGACUAGGACUAGAACUUAAUUGUCCCCCGCCUUUCGAAGAAAGCAGGGGACUAUUAAAAUGGGUUCGUCCGUCUGUCUGUCCGUCCGUCUGUCCGUCCGUCUGUCUGUCCGUCACACUUUUUGGGACACAAUAACUCUCUUCCUAAUUGAGCUAGAAUGUUCAAACUUGGUGUAUGUGUUUAUUAGGUCAAUGCCUUGAUGGAGUUCGAAGAUGAGCAUUUUCCGCUUAGGGUAAGCAGAGAUAAGCAAUUUGAUUGGUUGAUGCUUUGGGACAUGAUAACUCUCUUCCUAAUUGGGCUAGAAUGUUCAAACUUGGUGUAUGUGUUGAUUAGGUCAAUGCCUUGAUGGAGUUCGAAGAUGAGCAUUUUCCGCUUAGGGUAAGCAGAGAUAAGCAAUUUGAUUGGUUGAUGCUUUGGGACACGAUAACUUUUAAUUGAGCUAGAAUGUUCAAACUUGGUGUAUGUGUUUAUUAGGUCAAUGCCUUGAUGGAGUUCGAAGAUGAGCAUUUUCCGCUUAGGGUAAGCAGAGAUAAGCAAUUUGAUUGGUUGAUACUUUGGGGCACGAUAACUCUCUUCCUAAUUGAGCUAGAAUGUUCAAACUUGGUGUAUGUGUUGAUUAGGUCAAUGCCUUGAUGGAGUUCGAAGAUGAGCAUUUUCCGCUUAGGGUAAGCAGAGAUAAGCAAUUUGAUUGGUUGAUGCUUUGGGACACGAUAACUUUAGUUCUAAUUAAGUGAGAUUGAUGAAACUUGGUGUAUAGAUUUAUUAUAUGAAUACCUUAACUAAGUUCGAUAAUGAACAUUUUUUGCUGAGGGUAAGCAGAGUGAUAAGCAAUUUGAUUGGUAGAAACUUUGGAACACAAUAACUCUCCUUCUAAUUGAGGUAGAAUGUUCAAACUUGGCAUAGGUGUCUAUUAGGUGAAUGUUUAAACUUGAUGUAUAUGUAGAUGUUCAUUAGGUGAAUGUCUUGACUGAGUUCAAUAAUUAACAUUUCGAGCUGAAGCUAAGCAGAGCUAAUCGAUUUCAUUUGUCGAUGGUUUGGGACAAGAUAAUCUUGAUUCUAUCUGAUAGAGAGUGAUGAAACUUAGUGAAAAAAAUAAAUGUGCGAUUAAUUAAUAUGUGUCAUCUAUUUAUUUUGCAAUUUCGGCGGGGGACAUCAGCCUCACUGUUGG